AAUGUGAGCUCACAGUGACCCUCCUCCGAUUAUAUCCCUAUUCCUUGCCGUUGAAUAUCCUUAGCCUAACCAUGACCAUGACCAUGUCUAACUCUAACACUAAUCCAAACGGAGAUUACCGAGUCACAACCCGAAUGCUUCACCCGCAGGAUCCGAAUAGCUCCGCGGACCCUCAGGUUCCGCUUCGGAACCUCUCCUUGGUUCGGACGAGAAUGGAUUCUCUACAACGCUUCCUAUCGCAAUCUAUUAACUCCAACGCUCCCGUCACCAAUGAUCAGAUCACCACCGUCUCCAACCAGAUCGUCGCCGCCAUCCACCAGAUCAUCGUCAACGGCGCCGCCUUAGUCUCUUACUCCCAAAACAUCACAGCCGCCGGAGCCUCCGUGUUCUCGCAGGAUCCGCCGGAUCCGCCGCCGCAUCCGAAGAAGCCGAGGCUUGAAUUCUCCGCCGCCGACAAGGCCAAACAGGUGCUCGAUUUGAAAGUCGAGGCUGCAGAAGACGACGACGCAGCAGCAGAAGACUGCGACGACGAUUGCGAAAUCGUGGAGCUCGACGCCAUGGAAUUGCUCGCGGAGCACAUUCAUUUCUGCGAGAUAUGCGGGAAAGGGUUCAGGCGCGAUGCGAAUCUUCGUAUGCACAUGCGCGCGCACGGGAACCAGUUCAAGACGCCGGAAGCGUUGGCGAAGCCGUCGGAGGAGGUAGCCGGAGCCACGCGCCGGCGAGCGACGCGAUUCUCUUGUCCGUUCGAAGGCUGCAACAGGAACAAGCUGCACCGGAAGUUCAGGCCGUUGAAGUCGAUCGUUUGCGUGAAGAAUCAUUUCAAGAGGAGUCACUGUCCGAAGAUGUACUCGUGUAACCGUUGCCACAAGAAGAAUUUCUCGGUGCUCUCGGAUUUGAAGAGCCACAUGAAGCACUGUGGAGAGUCGAGGUGGAAGUGCUCGUGUGGGACCACGUUUUCAAGGAAGGACAAGUUGUUCGGUCACAUAGCUUUGUUUGAAGGUCACAUGCCUGCUCUUGCUUUGGAUGAAGAGGAUAAAGAGAAAGCGAAGCGAGUGGUGGAGGAAGAUCAAGAUCAAGAUCAAGAUCCAGUGGUGAUGACUGAAAGUGAAUUGGGUAAUUGUUUUCUUGAUGAUGGGUUCUUUGAUGAUUUUGGGUCCAUUGAUAACUACUCUUUAGGGGAAGUUUUGGGGUUUCCUAGUAAUUUGACAUGACCUGUUGUCUCUCACUUUUUUUACAUCAGAUUCAGAUAUUAUUAUUACACAUAUGGCGUAUAUUUAGGGGAUUCAUAUUCUAUUAGUAGAUUUGUAUUUAUAUGUCUUUUAUGUUCAUUGUUCAUUCGAAAGAAGAAAGUCUUGAGACUUUCUUAUUUUGAGAACUCUGUUUUUCUGUAAUUAUUAUAAUAAGGUUU
Messenger RNA from Gastrolobium bilobum, 1408 nucleotides. Its product is annotated as protein SENSITIVE TO PROTON RHIZOTOXICITY 1-like. Gene Ontology annotation, biological process: response to aluminum ion; response to acidic pH. NCBI's taxonomy places the organism in Eukaryota, Viridiplantae, Streptophyta, Magnoliopsida, Fabales, Fabaceae. Bases 72 to 1211 code for a protein of 379 amino acids. The transcript has a single exon. The record is from RefSeq and is a predicted model, not a curated record.